Molecule: messenger RNA, 4614 nt
Organism: Gekko japonicus
Lineage: Eukaryota; Metazoa; Chordata; Lepidosauria; Squamata; Gekkonidae
Gene: PRAG1
Product: tyrosine-protein kinase SgK223
Exons: 7
Coding region: 1-4614 (1537 amino acids)
Biological process (GO): protein phosphorylation
Molecular function (GO): ATP binding; protein kinase activity
Source: RefSeq, a predicted model, not a curated record
AUGCGGUCCUCUCCAGUGAGCAACAAUGCAGAAUCGGGAGGCGAGAGCUGGCUGGAUGCAAACACAAAUGAUUUGACUGUACCCCGAGCGCGGCCCGCCCCUGCUCCGGUCGGUGGUGGUGGGGAUGUUUUGGGGGGAGACGGAGGGGGCAGGGCUGGCGGAGGAGGGUCAAUUUUGCGGCGGCGGCGGCGGGAGGGGGAGGAGGAGCUGGCGGCGCCUGCAGCCGGGCAUGCCUCCCCGCUCCUCGCGCACAAUGCAUGCAAGCGCGCCGCACGGCUGGAGCUGGGGCGGCCUCCUUGCCUUCUGCCCGGCGGCGGCGGCUCCUGCUCCUUAGCCGGGGGCGAGAAGGCGUGGGGGCGAUCGGCGCAUGGCGCUGCAGGGGGGAAGGAGAACCGCUCCGGAGGGUUGAUGGUGACUUUGACAGCACUUUCCACCACCAAAAAAGCUGAUUGGAGCGUAGUGAUGACCAACAGUGAUAGGACGAGCCAAAAAGCUAAGACUGGCUGCAGAGAGGAGGAGGCGCAAAAUGAACAGUGUCGCCCCGCACGCAAGAUCCAGAGGCCCGUCGAAGUGAAGCGAGAGGGCUCGAAAAUGUCUGCCUGCGGCGACUUUGUGGAACACAUCUGGAAGCCGGGAUCCUGCCAAAACUGCUUCUGCCCCAGACACUUCCACCAGCUGCAGACGCCACCCCUCGACCUGGGAAACAGCGGCCGGCUCGCACAGGAUCCGCGUGGAAUCCGAGCCAGACCCGAGCCUCUGGAAGAUGAGGGCGUGACGUCCUUGCCUUACUCCAAGCCGACGAUUGCUGUGAAGCCGACAAUGAUAAACUCGGAUAUUUCGGAGGUGUGGGCGGAUGGGAACCUGAGCGCAGAUCUCCCGCAGGUCAGCAGGAGAACGGUGCCCGGAAAGCAUAUCUUCAUGAAAUCUGGAGAAGAGCAAAGAGCGUACAUGGACACUUUCAGCAAUCAUGUCCUAAGGAAGCCGGUCGGUCAGAACCUUUCCAGUGAUUGUACUUCACUCGGCCCAUGUGGCCCUUCCUCGGUUGGCACUUCUGGUCCUGCAAGCAAGUCAGAAAGAAAUAUGACCUUUCCGGUUGAGGCGGAUGUACAGGAGGAGGACACUAAAGUGCCUGGCAAGGAGCAGUUGUCCUUGCCGUAUUUGGGCCUCUAUCACAAGCCAACCGUUUUUAGUGACAGACACAUUAAUUCAGCUGCGGACUCUCCCGGAUACCUUUCCCCCCGCCAAAGAGGGGAGGUGUUAGCUUUAGACAAAGCUGGUGUAUCCAACUCUCCAGACUUAGAAAGUGACGGUGGGGAGUAUUGUUCCAUUGUAGACUGUUGUGGAGAGUCUCUUGUUCACCAGACCCUAGGAAGUACGGAAAACAGAUCGGCAUGGCCUGAAAGUGAACGUCACAUUCGGAAGCUUUUGGGGCAAGAUGAUGCAAUCAGUACAGAAACAAAGUCCAGGGCAGUAGAUUUUGGUGAACGGGGAAGCGCAACUUUGGAAUCCGAUUCAGACGUUCAGGGGGAGAAACAUCCACACAAUUCCAUAUAUAACCGUUUACGCUCCGAAACAGAAACGUUAGCAUUUCUGCCGGGUGCUGCGGUAAAAAACAACAGCCCUGUGGAUCUGAGCCGGGGAAAUGAUUGCUGUCCUCUUGACGGGGCAUCCGAUCAAAUCGAAGGCAAGCACACAGAAAAUGCAAACGUUUCUGCAGGACAGCCGCUUACCUACCAGGGUGGCCUUCCCCAGGAUGAGCCCAUCUAUGCUGAGAGCACAAAGAGGAAAAAAGUGCAGCUAGGGACCUCCGGCACACAUCCGAUCAGCAACGUUUCAGCAUAUAGCCCCUCUAAAGAUCAAGCAGACAGCCCCUGGAGGGAAAGGCCGCACCACUUGAGCUCUGACCGGGAGUUCCAAGAUUCUGCCACUCAAGUAGCGGCGACCAUUACCAUUAUGGCAGCCCAUACGGAAAAUGACAACCGGACGAUUUUUCUGAGCAGCCCGGACUCUGCCGUCGGGUUCCAGUGGCCAUGUGUCAGUCCCACCUCUCACUCAGAAACUGGGAAGACGUCCUCUUUCGUUGAGCACGUCGAAGGGCCUCAGGAGAGCAGUGAAAUGAGCAUGAAAGAAAAUGGCCCUGGUCUUCAGGGGCAGAUGGGUAACAAGAAUGUGAUGGCUGAGGGUCCUGCUAUUCCGCCUAAGUUAUCCAAAGGGAGCCCACCUAGAAACGAAGGGUCUGUCACGCAACUGGUCACAUCUCCCGGAGCUGGGGCCUGUGACAGCAGUGGCCGUGAGGAUGUUGACGUGGUGAAAAACGGCACGGACAGCACAAUCGUUGGGCCUCCAUGCUCCCUUCUUGUGAACAGUAUCUCCUUAGAGGAUCCAAAUAGAGGCCUAUCCUCCUCCAGUUCUGAGAGAAGACACAAAUACUACAAUCUGUCCUGGAGCCGGCAGUGCAGAAUAGAGGAGGAAGAGGAAGAAGAGCAGGGACUCUCGAAAAAUACUAAGGAGACGGACAUGGAGAAUGGGGUAGACGGUCCUUCUGGUCACGGAGAGUGGGGGAAAGGGUCCGCCCAAGAGAAUAAGACCGGCGGGAUGAGCAAAUCAGCUUCGUUUGCCUUUGAGUUCCCUAAAGACAAGAACGGCAUUGAUGACUUCGCGCCACCGCCUCCCCCUCCAAAGAAACAAUUCAGGCAUUUUUUAAAAAUGAACAAGAGUAAUUCUGAUUUGGAGAAGCUCAGAGGUGACGCUGCAGAAAGCCACAGCCCACCUUUCCAGGCGGUCCACGUCACUUUCACAGCCGGCUCCACGGACAGUUUGCAUUUGGACACCACUGCGUUCAGCAAUGGAGGGCCGUCGUGCAAAGCUAGUCUGCAUUCGCCGACUCGUACUGGGAAGCAUCUCUUUCCUCCGGCUCAUGUCCCUGCGUGUUCUAGCCAAGACAGGCCGCAUUGCAUACCCUUACAGCCACCCCCACUGCCCCAAAAGAAGACGGUCAGCAGAGCUGUCUCGUCGCCUGAUGGUUUCUACUGGGGCCCAACCUCACCGGCUAGAGCGGCAAUUCCCAGAAGCCCCAAGCUGAACUUCAGUCAGUCAGAAAGCAACGUCUGUAUCCGUGAAGAAUCUCCGUUCGGCUCCAAUUUGGGAAUUACCCACCGAACGUUUUCAUCUUCCGAGUCGCUGGAAAAAGCCUUCAAAGGAUCCCCGUCCCCGUUUCCACUUUCUGGUAAGAACGGCAACGUCUGCUGCCCCCGGGACAGAAAUCUGCCGCCUCCUCGUUCCUCCUCCCAACACAACAUGGCCGCCCAGGUUCCCUCAGGUUCCAGCCUCCAGCUCCACAACCUCCUCAGCAACAUUGAUAACAAGGAAGGGGUGUACGCGAAGCUAGGAGGGCUCUACGCAGAGUCCUUGCGCCGCCUCGUCGCGAAAUGCGAAGACUGUUUUAUGCGCGAGCAGAAGAGCGAGCUGCAUUUCUACGAGAACAACUGGUCUCUCUUCAAACUGACCUGCAACAAGCCCUGUUGUGAUUCGGGGGAUGCCAUCUACUACUGCGCCACCUGUGCCAAGGACCCCUCCAGCACCUAUGCUGUCAAGAUCUGUAAAUCGCAAGACACUAAAAUGGCCACGUCGUGCUGCAGCCCCUCAGUCCCAGUUCACUUCAACAUCCAGCAGGACUGUGGGCAUUUUGUCGCGUCCGUGCCCUCUAGCAUGUUGAAAAACGCUUCUGCGGAAAGCCAGUGUCCUUCCCGCGCUGUAUCCGAGCAGGACUGCGUGGUCGUCAUCACCCGCGAAGUGCCGCACCAGACUGCCGCGGACUUCGUGCGAGACGCCGUCACUUCCCAUAAAGCUAAGCCGGAGCUGUAUGAACGGCGGGUUUGUUUCCUCCUCCUGCAGCUCUGCAAUGGGCUGGAGCACCUGAAGGAGUACAGUGUCAUUCACAGAGACCUUUGCCUGGAGAACUUGCUGCUGGUACACUGCAAACCCUCUCCUGGCUGCAAAAGAACCAAAGAGGACAAGUCUCUGCCCAGGCUCAUCAUCAGCAACUUCCUGAAAGCCAAGCAGAAGUCGGGGCCCGCCGAGUCCAAGGUGAAAAAGAACCAGGCCCGGCUGGCUCCUGAGAUCGUGUCUGCUUCCCAGUAUAAAAAGUUUGACGAAUUCCAAACCGGCAUCCUCAUCUACGAGCUUUUGCACCAGCCCAACCCGUUCGAAGUGAAGGCCCAGCUCAGGGAACAGGAGUACAGCCCAGAUGACCUCCCCCCGCUCCCCGACCUUUCUAUUUAUUCUCGGGGGCUCCAGCAGCUCGCUCACCUGCUGCUGGAAGCAGACCCGAUCAAACGUAUCCGCAUCACCGAGGCAAAGCGCAUUCUGCAGUGUCUGCUCUGGGGCCCCAGGAAGGACUUGACGGAACAGACUCUUAACCACCAGGAGGCCCUUCAAGAUGCCCUUCACAACUGGGUGGACAUGAAACGGGCCUUGCUCAUGAUGAAGUUUGCGGAGAGGGCUGUGGAUGCAGAGCGGAAUAUCGAACUGGAGGAUUGGCUCUGUUGUCAGUAUUUAGCCUCCGCAGAUCCGUCUUCUCUUUCAAAGUCGCUGAAACUUCUUCAGCUGCUCUGA